Molecule: messenger RNA, 1560 nt
Organism: Peniophora sp. CBMAI 1063
Lineage: Eukaryota; Fungi; Basidiomycota; Agaricomycetes; Russulales; Peniophoraceae
Source: the annotation of a GenBank genome assembly
AUGACCGUGGCUCAGCUUCCUACGCUCUUCACGCCAAUCAAAGUCGGCAACUCUCUCCUUCAGCAUAGGAUUGUCCUCGCUCCUCUCACUCGCUUCCGGGCAGACGACGAACACGUACACACCGACAUUGCGAUCGAGUACUACGAGCAACGCGCCAGCACUCCCGGCACCCUGUUGAUUUCUGAAGGAACCUUCAUAGCACCUCAAGCUGGUGGCUACCCCAACGUGCCUGGUAUCUGGAGCGACGAGCAGGUUGCCGCGUGGAGAAAGGUCACCGACGCUGUACACGCUAAGCAAGGAUUCAUAUUCGCCCAGAUAUGGGCUCUCGGUCGUACAGCGUUUGCAGCAGUGCUUGAGAAGGAAGGUCCAUACGAAGUCAUUGGCCCCAGCGCGAUUCCACUCGAUGCAGAGCAUGCGACCCCUCGGCCCCUCACGAAGGAAGAGAUCAAGGAGUACGUGCAGUUCUACGCACAGGCGGCGAAGAAUGCAGUACGCGCUGGUUUUGAUGGCGUUGAGAUCCACUCUGCGAAUGGGUACUUGCUCGACCAGUUCCUGCAGACCAACUCCAACACUCGCACGGACGAAUACGGUGGUAGCAUCGAGAACCGCAUUCGCUUUGUCUGCGAGGUUCUCGACGCGGUCGCCGCUGCUAUUGGUCCUGAGCGUACCGCCAUCCGCUUCUCGCCCUGGUCGUCGUUCCAGAAGAUGCGCAUGCCCGACCCUAAGCCGACCUUCGGCGCUGUGGUCGAGUACGCCGCCAAGCACCACCCCAAUCUCGCCUACAUUCAUGCUGUUGAGGCGCGAGCGGACGGGUUCGACAUCGUUCCUGAGAGGGCGGGAGAGAACAACGACUUCAUCCGCGACAUCUGGGCGCCGCGGCCGCUUAUCCUUGCGGGCGGUAUCACCCGCGAGUUGGCUCUGAAGAUAACCGAGCGCGACAAAAACGUUCUUGUUGGCAUGGGGAGGCACUACAUCUCUAAUCCCGAUCUGCCAAAGAGGUGGCUGCAUGACGCCGUACUUACUCCCUACAAGCGUGAAUACUUCUACACCAAGGGCACGGAGGGCAGCGAAUCCGUCCUAUACCUCCCGAAGAAGCCGGCGAACCACCACCAGAUUUGCUGGGCGCAUUCUAAGCUUCACGUUCGCGUUGUGCAACUCAAUGUCGCCGUGAAGAAGCACGAUGGUAGUGAAGUCCGUGGCCAUCUGGCAUGCUUCUUGACUGCGCUCCUUCGUUCCGACAUUGGCCAGCUGCCGCCGACGUUGCUCUCGAACCGGGGAGGUCAUGUUAGCACCUCCUACAGCCAAGGCGUUUUCUCCGCCAGUUACAACCUCCGUCUUGCAUCUGUGCUUCUGGCAGAGUACAUAAGGGGUGUGCACCUAUGGCCAACGAUCAGCGAUCUCGUGUUGUCAUGCGCCCUUUGCUCAAUUAUCACACUGUGCUGUUUGGGGCAGUGGGUGGGCGGGAGUCCUUUCGGUGUUACCGGAGGUGUCUUCGACUACCAAGUACCCAACUACACCGAGUGCAUCGGGCCCGCUUGGAGCGGCAACGCGCCCAUUUAA